Molecule: messenger RNA, 6816 nt
Organism: Symbiodinium natans
Lineage: Eukaryota; Dinophyceae; Suessiales; Symbiodiniaceae
Source: the annotation of a GenBank genome assembly
AUGGAAACGCCGCUGAAGCGGCUUCCCACGGGACACCGUUCCGUCAAUAUCUUGGAUUUCGACACACAUCCUUGGAAAAUGCCUCCUGAGUUAGUGACGCACUACGGUGGUGAUCCUUUUCGCCGGGAAGUUGCCGACUCUUCUUUUGGGGAGACGGUGCUCUGUGCAGUGGAUUUCGGCAACGUUGGCGGUGGUUCUUCGGCGAUGGCGACUGCUUCCUCAGCUUCAACACCGACAGUUUCGCGCUCUACAACCUUGGAGGGUUCGGAGACAAAGAAGACCGCCAUCCACCUCGCCAAAGAACACUGGAAGCUGGAGCUGCAGAGAAAGACUGAUCAAGGCGAAUUGGAGCAUGUGGACAUGGAGAAGGGGAAGGAUGCUUAUGUUUUGACCCUGGGGAUGUACGUGCAUGGCAAGAACACGGGCAUCACGAACGAGACGAGUGAACAUGAAGAUCUGUGUCGCUACAUCAACUCAUGGGUCAAACGCCACGCACCCCCGAAAUUCGCCUGGACCUCCAUUGCAGUGAAUGUACAAACCGCAGCGAGAAUCCAUGUAGACAAGAACAACGAGUCCAGCUCGUCCACGAUGACCACCUCAUUUGGUCCUUUCACCAAAGGUGAACUGUGGCUCGAGAUGGGCGACGGAGACACUGCGGAAGAGUCCGAAAAGAUCGUCUGGAAGGACAAGCAUGGCUUCCGCACUCCUGGAUGCGAGACAUACUACAUCCAUGACGACAAUGAGGGUGAUGAGAUGGAAUCCGGUAGCCAGUGCAGUCAUGAUCUUGAAGAAGUUUUCGACAAUGUUGAGCGAAUGACAGGACAUGAAUGGUUCGGUCGCUCAGGCUCAAUGUUCAAACGGAUGAUCGCUCGACAGAUGGCAGCGGCGGAGGCGGCUGGCUUCACUCCCGAGAAGCGCAGCAGCAUCAGGAAGAUCGAUGCAGCAUGGAAGAGGAUGACAUUGGCACUGUGUCUGAUGCUCACAACGGCUCGCAAGCAGUUAGUGAUCGACCAUUUGACGAUCCACCGGGAGACCGACGAGCCAGAGGUGACGAGCGCGGACACCAAGAAGGACAGGAGCAUGAAGAAGAAGAGCAAUGUGGACAUCGUGCAGGGCAUCGGCGAGCAAUUGAGCAAGUCCAAAGUACACCGGGAAUAUCCGAUCAAAGUUCAAGCGUGCAAUCACCCGGCGGAUGCUCUGAGGUGCCGGGCAAAUCAAUGGAGCGCUUGGUGGACAUGCACGAGAUGUGGAGCGAGAUGGGACCGUCGGAAGGAGGACGCCACGAAUGCCACCACGACACCAAACAAGGUGGUCGAGAACGACGGGGCCCCGAAGCUCAAGAUCGGCCACAAGGAGUUUCCCAAGUACCUGCCGGCGCCAAGAGGACGACCAGAACAGGGGGCUCGGGAGCGAUGCGUCAAGUUCCACGAGCACGAGUACCACGACAGAGUUCCAGCCUGGGCUCAAUGCUUCUUCAGCUCCGGUGAACAAAGCGAAACCACGGAGACAACCAGCAGGACUACGACCGGCGCAACGCUCGAAGACACCGACACGGAGUUCCCUGCCGGAAGUGUACGAGAUGGCCCGAUCGGAAGAAGAGUGGAGCGAUGCCGAGAUGGUGGCAAGACCGGAAGAAAUCAACGAGGCCAGAGCAAGCGAAUCCUAGUUCAAGCAGAAGAACUUCGUCGGUGUCCACAACUCGCAGCGAAGAAGCUGGUGCAUCGACUGGUGGAGCGAGGUUGGAUGCUGAAGGCGAUCCUGGUGAUGAUAUCGUUGUCACAAAGUCCCGGACCGCCAAUGCCAUGGAUUCUCAGCGGCCCCAGUGAUGAGCUGGUUUGGUCGCAUGCAACAAACCAGUGGGAGUCUUCGGAGAAGAACGACUGCGCUACAACGACUUCUACUUCGGGGCAGGAAGAAGACUAUAAUAUGAAGUCCUCGGAGAAGGACUGCGCUACAGCGACUUCUACUUCGGGGCUGGGGUCUAUAUGGUGUUAUGUAUACCCACAGUCAAGCAUCCGUAGCGAGUGUCUCAGCGAUGCGACUGGCAAGAUUCAAUGUCUACAGCGAAAGGACAUCACUGAGAUCAAGGAGAGCGUCCAAGCAAAAUGGGAUGUAGCAGAAGUAUACUCUCCACCUCGGGUCACAAAAAGAGCACAGCGCAUGGGUUUGGCACCCGGAUUGGCCAUGGACUUCAGCACAGGCUGGGAUUUCAGUCUGCCGCUACACCGAAAGGAAGCGUUGAAGCUGAUUCAUCAACAUCGUCCUGGUCUCGUGAUGCUGAGCCCUCCGUGUGGACCAUUCUCGACUAUGAGGCGAUUGACCACAUUCAAGAGGGACCCGGCAGUGGUCAAGAAGGAGGUCCAGCAGGGAACGCAACAUGUGGAGUUCUCUGUGCGCAUUGCGGAGAUACAAAUGAAAGCGGGCCGAGGUUUCCUUUUCGAGCAUCCCCGAUAUGCGGACUCCUGGAAAGGGGAAAGCUUGGGACGACUUCGACAACAUCGGGAUGUGUUCUCAGUGAUGGUGGACAUGUGUCAAUUCGGCCUGAAAUCGAAGCAAGGAGAACCAGUGCUCAAGCCAACCAUCUUGCUGACCAACGUGAAAGAAAUCGCUGAACGCAUGGCCAAGACGUGUCCGAGACUACACGCGCAUGCUUCCCUGGAGGGGAAUCAAGCCACCCGCCAUGCCGCAAUCUACACCGACAUCUUCGUGGACGAAAUCCUUAAAGGACUGCGGCGACACCUACAAGUACGACAUUUUCCGGUGUUUGGAUGCUCCGACCAUUGGCAGAGGACGCCAACGGCCCUACUCUGUAGGCAUUUCCAAACUCGUCGUGCUCUAUGUGUACCGCAGGAGUGUGAGGUGUUCGAGGUGUCGGAGAUGAGUUUCACGGGACAUCGUCGCACGACACAGAUGCUUGUGGAUGGACAAACUCGCCAUCUACAGGACGAUUGGCGACAUGCAGCCGCGGUCGCUACAGCACAGCCGUGGACAGGUCUCACAGUUUUUGAGAUUGCGCCCGAGAUCAUAGUUCCCGGGUUCAUUUUGCAGGCGGCCCAAGAAUUUUCCAAAGCUGCCGCGCACGACAUGUAUCACUAUCAGCUGUCAGAGUCUUCCUUCCAAUCGGAAUGGUGGCUUCUUCAUCACAUUUCCGAUGCUGCCAUCCACGCGUUUCCUUCGCACAGAAUUUUGGAGGGACGUGACACCGGCAGAGCGUCUUCUUCGUCCAGAUUGCGAUCGCUGGAGGAGAUUCAGGGAGAGCGAGAUCGCGGUCCCGAACUACGAGAAGUGGUUCCACCGGAUGUGAGACGAGAGGUGUACCGCAUCCACCGCAAUUUGGGGCAUCCCAAUCUACAAACGUUCCUGAGAGCACUGCGGCACUCCGGAAUCAAGAGAUCAAUCUUGAGAUGGGUGAAAAGGGAGUUCCUGUGUCCAAUUUGUGAGGCCCGGAAACAGCCACAAAGCCAUCGACCCGCGCACCUUUCCAGAAGGCUGGAUUUCAACGAAGUUGUGGGCGUGGACCUCUUUUACGUGAAGAAGCAUGCCAUGCUGAACGUCCUUUGUUGGGGCACCAGCCUGCAGUGGGUUGAAGCGUUGUCGGACAAGUCGGCCGAGACGGUGACGAGGGCCUUCAUGAAGUCAUGGUGUGGACACUAUGGCGCGCCUAGGAUGCUGGUGGCGGAUCAGGGAGGCGAAUUCACUGGAGCCUUCUUUGUGCAGACCGUCAGCGACGCAGGCACUCUCAUCCACUACACCGACGUGAAGUCGCCUUGGCAAAACUCAAGGACCGAGAGGGCCGGGGGAAUAUUCAAACAGAAGUUGCAGACAACGAUCGACGAGGCCGGCAUUGUGGACGAGACGGAGCUGGACAUUGCCAUUGCGGAGACGUUGUGGACUAGAAACCAGUACUUCGACAGGUCCGGUUUCAGCCCGUUCCAGCGAGUUUUCGGAGCAACCCCUCGCAUCCCGAUGAAUUUGUUGAGCGACGACAUGAUCGACAGAGAGCUGCUACAAUCACCGCAGUCGGACAGUAUGCAGAGAACUUUGGUGAUACGAGAAGUAGCACGCAAAGCUUGGAUGCGACAACAAGAUGCCGAAGCUGUAUCACGAGCUUCAAGAGCCAACACGAGACGAGCCGAUGUCAAACCGGUGUGCACAGGAGACAUGGUCUAUGUCUGGAGGGCCACCUCAGAUUACACUGGCUGGAGUGGUCCCGGAAUGGUUGUUGCGGAGAGCUCGAACGGCAGAUCUCUGUGGAUAUCGCUGCGAGGCUACUUGAUCAAGGCUUCUCGAGAGCAAGUUCGGCUGGCAACGUCGGAGGAAAGGCUUGGCGCUGAAGUAGCAGCAGUGGUCGCUCCGCAGAUGUUGGAGAAGCUGGAAGCGGGGGUUCUGAGGCACUUCAACGACAUCGAGAAUGAAGGUGGACCCCUGGCAGAGCCUCAGGGCAUCGAGGAAAUGGACUACGAACCGUCGGUGACGUCUGAGAAAGAAAACGAAGCAGCCGCUUCCCCCCUUUCUUCAACUGUCGAUGACGUGGCCAUGGAAGAGUCUGCGAUUCCCAAGGAAAACAUCGCUCCAAGAGAGGAACUUCCCCAAGACGCGGAAGAAAGAGCAGAUACAUCAGGCGAAGGGGCCAGCACUCGAGAGCCACUCUCCAGUGUGCCAGAGGGUGGACCAACUCCAACCGCGUCAAGGAGAAGCAGCAUUCGAGUGGAUGAAGCAUCGAGUGGAAGCUUCCCUUUUGGACCGAUGCGACCAGAGCGGGGAGGACAUCGAGCUACCCCGAUGCCAUUUCCAUUCUCGAGCCCACCUGCGUCGUGGCCUCCGGCACACAGCGCCUCCAACUUUGUCGAGAUGGCGAACGAGGAGAAAGUCGAUCACGAUGGGGUGAAUCUCAAGUAUGACCGCCUCCGAAGCAAAUGGAUACCACGAGAAGCGGCGAAGAACCAGGAGACAUUUGAAGCAGUCGAUGCUCAAGCUUUGUACAGCCAUCGAGACCGAUUCUUCUACCUCACCAAGAAGAAGGAGAGCCCUGGGCAGGUUACCUUCACCAAGUUGAGCCACGAAGAGACGAAGAUCUUUCGAGCUUCGAGAGAGAAGGAGAUCAAAAUCGCUGCUGGAUUCCGGAGCGGUCACGAUUCUGAGUUUAUGGACCGGUACAAGCCGACGGAACAGUUUCAGGCGCUGCCCGACGACUUCGAUGCCAGAAAGAAGGACCCGAAGUUCAUGGAAAAGGUGGCUCCCAAAUCCAGAUGGUGCGUGGUAGGUUGGAAAGAUCCCCUCCUGCACUCCGUGGAACGCGCAGCGCCGACACCGCUUACCCAGAGCAUGUAUCUCUACAUGCAGCUGUGCGCCACUCGCAAAUGGUCAAGCAAGGUGAAGGAUGCCAAGACAGCCUUCUUGCAGGGCAAAGCAACCACGCGGAAGCAGAAGUUGGCGUGUCAGCAGCCAGCAGACAUGGUGUUCCCUGGGUGCUCGCCAGAACAACUGAUUCUGCUCAACGGUGAAGUGUAUGGGCUUGUCACCGGUCCUGCGUGGUGGCGGCGGUCCUUGCUCGAGAGAGUGAACGUCUACGACCGCUGUGUACUCACCCUGGAUGGGAAGAAGGAAGAGAACGAGGACGAGAACCGUACACAAGGCAUCAUAGUGAUCGAAGUGGAUGAUGUGCUGGAAGCUGGAGGGCCACGACACCAAGCCCUGAUGAAGAAGCUAGAAAGCAUCUUCACUUUCGGAAAAGUCGUGGAGCUUCAACAGCAUCCAGAAGGCGCCGCCUACGCUGGGAGAAGGGUGAUGCAGGACAAGAAAGAUUACUCCUUUUCCCACACGAUGGCUGAUUACAUCCUCAACAGAUUACCCUACGUGACAAUGUCCAGGAGAGUGGCCAAGAAAGACGCUGGGACGACGCCGUUGAGCCCAGAGGAAGAAGGACAACUCCGCGGAGCUAUCGCUUCAGUAAACUGGGUGGCCAGAGAAGGACGCCCAGAUGCGUCAGCAGCAGCCAGUAUACUGGCGAGAGCUUUUCCAUCCCCGAUGGUGUCCCACGUCUUAGCCGUCAACCAAGUGAUCGAGAGGCUCAAAACGAAUCACGUGGUGAUGAAGGUGCACUCCAUCCCCGAGGACCAGAUUCGGCACUUCGUGAUCAGCGACUCGGCGUUCGAUAAGAGCGGCAACGAGAAGAGUCAACACGGGUGGCUUCAGGGAGUCACAACCCCAGACUUGAACGCUGGUCGGGAAGCCCCAGUGAGCCUCAUAGCGUGGCGAUCUCGUAAGCUACGUCGGAAGGCGGCAAACACGUUGCUCUGCGAGUCAAUCGCCAUGUCAGCAGCCGUAGGAGCGCUCGAGAAGCAGGUGGCCAUGUGGCAAAGUUUUCGCCUGGCGCGAUUCGACCCUCGAAGCAUUGCCGUGGAUGAUGAGACAGCCCGAGGACUACGGGGAACUGCCACCGUGAUUGCGGAGGAUGCCCCAGAGUUCACGGAUCCAGCAGCUGUCGCUGUGGUAGACGCCAAAUCAUUGUUUGACUCGGCGGCUACAGAACAGGCCCAAGGAGAUGACGACAGAGCGGCGCUGGAAGUGGCAAUCAUCCAGGAAAGCAUGGCUAAGCUGAAGGGGCGCAUGAGGUGGAUACCUCAUAACUACAACCCUGCGGACGCGCUAACCAAGCUGCAAGGGGCUCACGAAGAACCACUUCAUCGAUUACUGAGCCGCAGCAGCUUUCGAAUUGAAGAAGAGAAGGAUGUGCUAGCCCGAGGCAAGCAGUCCGAAUGUAGAAUGAAGACAAAGCUGAGUAGUUCACAUGUCAAAGAUAAUUUUGGGGGCUGA